CGAAUGUAUUUGUCGACAAAUGAUUGAAAAGACGUAAAGCUGUUCGCGAACAGUUUUGUGAGGUUGAAUUAAAUCUCGAAAAAGAAAAUUAAUUCACAAUGACUUCUCGAUAUAAAAAAGCCCGUAAGAAUCUUGCGUUUUACACGCACAAUUACAAAUUUCAUCAACCAUUUCAAGUUCUCAUCGAUGGAACAUUUGCGUCUGCUUCGUUGCAGAACAAAUUCAACAUACAGGAGCAAAUUAAGAAAUAUUUUCAGUCUGAAGUAAAACUGUUAACAACACCGUGCAUUAUUUCGGAAACCGAAAAAUUAGGCGCAUUUUCUUCCUUAGUUAGCGGUGCUAUACAAAUCGUGAAGCAGUACGCUAUACACAGAUGCGGACACGAGAAGAAUCCAAUAAACGGUUCAAGAUGUUUGCUAUCAAUGAUAGGAAGGGAAAAUAGUUCAAGAUACAUUGUUGCCACGCAAGAUCGCGAACUUCAAAAAAAAUUAAGAACAAUUCCGGGAGUACCUUUAAUGUAUUUACACGGGAAAACACCCACACUGGAGUCCGCUUCAAAAGCAAGCCGUGAAUAUGCCGAAGCUGUGCAAAAAGGUUUAGGUAUGACUGUUUGGGAGAAAGAAAACGUAGAGUUGCUGCGAAAGAAAGCGGGAAUAAUAAACGAGAAUAAUAGCAAAUUGAAGAAGAAGAAGAAAAAAGGAGGACCAAAUCCACUUAGCUGUUUGAAGAAGAAGAAGAAACCACAACCACCCGCAGUAUCAAGCAAAACUGGAAUAAAAUCUGGUAAAGUCAGAAAAAAGAAAAACAUAAAAAUAGCAGCCCAUGUUAAGGACGCAUUAGCAACAGAACUGAAAAGUAAACAUAAAACGUAAGAAAUUAUUUAUAUAUGUAAAAAUUGCAUAUUUUGAAUUUGUGUAUUACUGUGAAUAUAAUUUUUAAUAUAUUUUUAAUAAAAUCGAAACGUUAAAGAAAGUUUAAAAUACAUA
Pseudomyrmex gracilis is the source of this 986-nucleotide messenger RNA. RefSeq names its product rRNA-processing protein UTP23 homolog. Gene Ontology annotation, cellular component: nucleolus; small-subunit processome. Gene Ontology annotation, molecular function: small ribosomal subunit rRNA binding. The record is from RefSeq and is a predicted model, not a curated record. Lineage: Eukaryota; Metazoa; Arthropoda; Insecta; Hymenoptera; Formicidae. The transcript is spliced from 3 exons. The coding region runs from base 99 to 872 and encodes 257 amino acids.